AUGAAUUCGCCCCAGGAAGAGGAGCUUUUGGAGCUAAUAGAGAAAUACAAUGAGGAUAAAUAUUGUACGAACAUGAACUGGACUAUAUUUCUCGGUGAUCACGAGAAUGAAAAAGAAGCGAAUGAAAAGUUUAAGAGCAUUUUGGAAGAUUGCCAAAGAUCCAAAUCUGCAUUCAUCGAUAAAGAGUUUCCACAUGAGCCCAAGUCUUAUAUGACCUUUGACGAGCAAUCGAAGGUAUAUGGGAAGUACGAGAGUUGGAAAACUUGGUUGUUCCCGAAAAUCUGGCGUCGAAUAACACCACCUUCCACCGACGUGUCAUCCAGUUUGUCAGUUUAUAAUCCAUUGACUUUCACCGCGUACGAGGUGUUUCAAAGAAAAGUUGGAGAUUGUGGUCUUGUUGCUGCUUUGUCUGCAAUUUCCACAAAGCCUGAAGUUAUCAUGAACAUUUUUGAUUCACUGCAACUAUCGAAAUACGGUGUGUAUAAAGUAAAACUGUUUGUGGAUGGUCAAUGGAAAACUAUCAUCAUUGACGAUUAUUUUCCGUAUACAACAGAUGGAAUCAGAAUUGGCGCUACUUCUGGGUAUCAGAUAUGGGCAGCGCUUAUUGAAAAAGCUCUUGUUAAGGAAUGUGGUAAUUAUAAAGGAAUUCAUGGAUUUCAAAGUUUGUCUGCAUUUUCUGCUCUUACUGGAUCACCUGUGUUGCUCAUUCCAGUUGCCAAAAUGUUCAAUAAUCUUAGAAAAUACUGGAAGACACUGAUGGAGUUCAGAAAUAAUCAAUAUCCGAUGGCAUGUGGCACCUUGAACCGAGAAGUCAACGGAAUACUUCCACAACAUGCCUAUACUAUUAUGGAUAUUGUUGAAAGAGAUGGGCACAAACUUCUUCUUCUCAGAAAUCCAAGUGGAGGCAGCGUUUGGACUCGAAAUUGGUCAAAGGAAUGGGAAUGGUGGCCCGAGAAUAUGAAAGAUCUCUUGGAAGGAAUGAUUCGAGGAUCUUUCUGGAUUUCGUGGGAUGAUUUUUUAAAUGUUUUUUGUUCCAUUUAUGUUUGUCGUCAUCGUUCAAAUUGGUUUGCUUAUUAUGCCAAACUGGUUCUUAAAUAUCCAGAAGAUGACGCAUUUCCGGCUAUCGAUAUCAAAGUCACUGAAAAGUGCAUGGUCUGUAUUUCGGCGGUUGACGACUGGAUUUCUCGUGAGGUACUCUUAAAAACUGUCGAAUUUCAAAUGCCAAAAUAUGUUCAGAGGUAUAGCUGGAUUGCAGUACACAAGAUCAACGGCAUAUUUUCUGAUAAUAAAAAAGUAGUUGCAUGUGAGAUCAUCAACGAUUCUACUCAGGAUAUCGAUUUAGAACCUGGUAUAUACACUAUCACAGUCAUUUAUCUCAAUGACUGGAGCUUGGACAAACGAGACAUCUCAAUUCACUCUUCCCGACCAAUUUCGGUCAAUGAAGGGUUUUCGAGAACAAGGAAAGAUAGCGUACAUAUAAAAUAUAUAGUGGAUAAGUUUGGGCAAGAAAUUGUGAAAGAGCAGAAGGAUAAAAUGAGCAUUAAGAAGUACACUGAUAAUAAUUUCACAUUCAUCGCAGUAGUUGCAUGGAACUUCACAUAUGAUCAGUUUCUACAUGCUCAUUUGCGUUACUCAAUCACUGAUGAACAAUUUGUCUCUAGAAGUUUAGAAGACAAGCAAACAGUUGAUGUAAUUCCUCCAAGAAGGCACCAGGUUUUGGUUGUGAUAAAUCUUGAAGCAAUGCCUGAAAUAGUGGAUUUCCCAAUUGACAUUGAUUAUAAACUUUCAAAAGAUGUUGAUGCAACAAUCAAUGGAAUCAAAAGAGGAUGCCACCUUCCAGAAAUAUCUUCAUCUCGUUUCUUAGAAUAUGUUCAUCGUGAGGAGAUAAUUUCAUUGGAUGAUUUCAUACCGGAAAUUGAAGUACUGUCGAAAUUGAACUGAUAAACUUACGCAUUGUAUGUCGAAUUUGUAUCCCACUGUCAAAUGAAGUCCAAUUGAAGUCC
Molecule: messenger RNA, 2003 nt
Organism: Caenorhabditis elegans
Lineage: Eukaryota; Metazoa; Nematoda; Chromadorea; Rhabditida; Rhabditidae
Gene: clp-8
Product: Calpain catalytic domain-containing protein
Exons: 8
Coding region: 1-1941 (646 amino acids)
Biological process (GO): proteolysis
Molecular function (GO): calcium-dependent cysteine-type endopeptidase activity; hydrolase activity; peptidase activity
Source: RefSeq, marked reviewed